Fibroporia radiculosa is the source of this 2961-nucleotide messenger RNA. RefSeq lists its product as uncharacterized. The record is from RefSeq and is a predicted model, not a curated record. Gene Ontology annotation, molecular function: prephenate dehydrogenase (NADP+) activity; NAD+ binding; prephenate dehydrogenase (NAD+) activity. Gene Ontology annotation, biological process: L-tyrosine biosynthetic process. Bases 1 to 2961 code for a protein of 986 amino acids. The transcript is spliced from 19 exons. NCBI's taxonomy places the organism in Eukaryota, Fungi, Basidiomycota, Agaricomycetes, Polyporales, Fibroporiaceae.
AUGGCGACCAAGCAUGAAGGAUCAAUCGAGGGCAGCCAGGAUGAGACAUUGUACUCCUCUCAUGAGCACGACUUUGGCCGGAUAGGACAUCCGAAGGAACACAUAGCGGUGGCAGAGAAUGAUGCAUACGACGUAUACGGAGAUGAGGAAAGUGCAGAGAUCAAGUACCGGACGAUGGUCUGGUGGAAGGCCGCUGCAUUAAUGCUCGCUGAGACAGUAUCUCUUGGUAUUUUAUCAAUACCAUCUGUAUUUGCAAGUCUGGGGAUGGUUGCCGGGUGCAUACUGGUCAUCAGUCUUGGGGCCAUUGCAACUGCUACAGGGUAUCUCAUAGGCCUUUUCAAGUUACGCUAUCCACAUAUACAUAACAUGGCCGAUGCUGGCAUGGUCCUCGCGGGUCCGAUCGGCCGUGAAGUGCUUGGGGCGGCGCAAAUUAUUUUCAUGGUGUUCCUUUGCGGUAGUCAUGUUCUAACUGGCCUGAUUGCAUUUGACACGAUUACUGCGGGAGCCUCUUGUUCUGUGUUAUGGGCAGGCGUUACCGCGAUCAUAUGUAUCAUAUUGACAAUUCCCCGGACAUUAAACGGAAUUUCGUAUCUAAGCGUGGCUUCUUUUAUCUCCAUCCUGUCUGCCGUGCUCAUUACGAUGAUUGGGGUGGGCGUCGCAGGCCAUAAGGGCGGCGUCACCGCUCGCGCAAAUUUGAGCUUCGCUAGCGCAUUUUUGUCGGUCACUGAUAUUAUCUUCGCCUAUGCCGGCCAUGUUGCAUUCUUCACUUUUAUCUCUGAAAUGCGCAAGCCGGAGGACUUUCCAAAAGCCCUCUAUCUCCUGCAAAUUGCAGAUACAACAUUGUAUUUAAUAGUCGGAAUUGUCGUGUAUGCAUAUGCUGGAGCCGACACAGUGUCGCCGGCGCUGGGUAACACUGGGACAAUACUACGCAAGAUUGCGUAUGGGAUUGCGCUGCCGACCAUUAUCGUCGCCGGUGUCAUAAAUGGACAUGUCUGCGCAAAACUGGUGUUUAUUAGGAUUUUCCGCCGGGAUGGGGUCAAGUCAAGGCACAUGACAACGCACUCGUGGGUUGGAUGGCUGACGUGGAUUGGCAUAUGCUUUGCGAUUUGGGCUUUGGCGUUCGUUAUCGCUGAAGUAAUCCCGUUUUUCAAUGAUCUGCUUGGGGUAAUCAGCUCCGUUUUCGCAAGUUGGUUCACGUAUGGAAUCUCGGUGAGUGCGACUGGAUCCGAUGUCGAGAUCGAUGUCAUGACCGUGGGAUCAGGGUAUCUUCUGGUUCCAUCUGACCCCACGAUCAGAGUGGUGGUCUACACCACGCCAGAGACUGAAAUGUGUAUUUUGGGCGGGUAUCAUUCUGACCCUAACCCUAACCUCAUUCUGUUGCAGAUGGGGGCGUUCAUCAUGGUGGCAGGGCUGUAUGCGAGCAUCGACAGCAUUGUUGAAGGAGCCAUGGUUGCCUUGAAAAUUCGCCCAGAUGUCACUCCCGACUCACCACUAGAGGAGCAACCCGCAAUUGGUAUCAUUGGUAUGGGCUCAAUGGGUGUGAUGUACGUCAAGUACCUGGAAGCCGGUGGAUGGAAGAAGAUAUAUGUUUGUGAUAUUCCCAGUAAAUAUGAAGCGCUCAAAGAGAAGUACCAAGACCACUCGUGCGUCACGGUUUUGCGCGACGGACACCUUGUGUCCCGGAUAUCCGACUUCAUCAUGUACGCCGUUGAGGCCGAAUUCAUUUGCAAGGUCGUGGAGAUGUACGGCCCAUCAACGAAGGUAGGCGCAAUUGUUGCCGGUCAGACGUCAGUCAAGGCACCGGAGAAAAUUGCGUUCGAGCAGUACUUGCCUGAAGACGUGUUCAUUGUUUCAUGUCAUUCACUACAUGGCCCCACUGUCUCCCCUCUUGGUCAACCUCUGGUGAGCGUCCUCUCCUUUGCAUCUUCUUCGCUAUAUGUGAUAUUUGAGUUCCAGGUCCUCACAAAACACCGAGCGCCAGAUGAAGCGUUGACUCUCGUAGAGAAUAUCCUAGCACCGCUCAGGUCACGCUACGUGUACCUCUCCUACGAAGAGCAUGACACAGUUACGGCAAACACACAAGCGGUGACACACGCCGCGUUCCUGAGCAUGGGCACGGCCUGGAAGGACGAGCUCGAGUACCCAUGGGAAACGGGAAACUACGUCGGUGGGAUCGAAACGGUCAAGGUCAACAUCAUGCUGCGCAUAUAUUCAAACAAGUGGCACGUGUACGCCGGACUCGCGAUCCUCAACCCCUCUGCUCGCGUGCAGAUCGAUCAGUACGCGCGCAGCGUGACCGAGAUCUAUAAGCUCAUGGUCGCUGGAGACGACGCCGGUCUACGCCGGCGUAUCUACAACGCACGCGACCGCGUGUUUGGCAGCGGAAUGAGUGACGGUCGUGCACCGAUCCUCCUCUCCGAAGACAUCCUCGACCGAUUUAGCCUCGGACGCCGACCGUCUUCCGCGUCCGCGAAGGCGAACGGCAUCUACAACGGAAACGGCGUCCCCAACGGGAACGGGAGCACCACGCCCGGCUCCCCCGGCUCGCCGCGCACGUCGCGCGCCAACUCGCACCUCUCGCUGCUCGGGAUGGUCGACUGCUGGGCGCAGCUGGGCAUCCAGCCGUUCGUGCACCUCGACCUCGCCGCGACGCCGAUCUUCCGGAUGCUGCUCGGCGUGUCCGAGUACCUCUUCCGCUCGCCGGAGCGCCUCGAGAGCGCGGUCAACGCCGCGCUAUACGACACGACGUACCGCGCGAACGACCUCGAGUUCGUCGUCGCCGCGCGCGGGUGGAGCCAGUGCAUCUCGUUCGGCAGCUUCGAGCUGUACCAGCGGCGCUUCACGGACACGUCCGCGUUCUUCGAGAGCCGCUUCGAGGACGCGACGAAGCUCGGCAGCGCGAUGAUGCAGGCGAUCCUGGACAGCUCGCAGACCGACGGCGCGCAUCUCGCAGAUCCGUAG